Messenger RNA from Brassica napus (rape), 837 nucleotides. RefSeq lists its product as uncharacterized. NCBI's taxonomy places the organism in Eukaryota, Viridiplantae, Streptophyta, Magnoliopsida, Brassicales, Brassicaceae. The record is from RefSeq and is a predicted model, not a curated record. Bases 1 to 837 code for a protein of 278 amino acids. The transcript has a single exon.
AUGGAGGUUAAUAGUGGCUCGAAUGCAUCUUUCUGGUUUGAUAGAUGGUCGUCUCUGGGGACAUUAAUAGAGUUAACUGGUGAGAGGGGGACUGCGGAUCUUGGUAUUCCUAUUAAUAGUACAGUGGAGAAUGCAAUACAGUUAUACCGGUCAAAGAGACAUCGAGUUACUACCCUGCAGCAGAUAGAUCAAGAAGUGCUGUCUCUAAGAAACAGGGGGCUAACAACGCAGGAUGAUGUGUGCCUUUGGAAGCGAGUAAAUGGGGAGUUCAGGGAGGGUUUCUCCACGUCGCAAACUUGGGACAUCAUUAGAGAAAAGUCGCCGGAGGUAACCUGGUCUAAAGGAGUUUGGUUUAAUGGGGCCACUCCAAAGUUCUCUUUUCUUAUCUGGGUUGCUGUCCAUAAUAGACUAGCAACAGGGGAUAGGAUUUUGCGUUGGAAUCCUCAGGCUAUGACUACUUGCUGGUUCUGUAAAGCGGCUUUUGAAACAAGAGACCAUUUGUUUUUUGAGUGUGAUUACUCUAAAGAAGUAUGGUUGGAGACUAUAAAGAACUUAGCAGGUAGCAGGCGUAUAUAUAAGUGGUUGGAGGUAGUACGGGCAGUGGUUAAUGGGUUUCAAGGAAGGCUUGUAACUUUCCUGUUCCGUUAUUGUUUCCAAGCAGUGGCGUAUGCAGUAUGGAAUGAAAGAAACCUGAGAAGAUUAGGUAUUUCUUCUCUGCCUGCUUCUUGUCUAAUAGCCAGAUUAGAUAAGUUGAUCAGGAAUAGGAUUACUUCUUUGAGAAGAAGAAAGGGAGGGAAAUUUGACAAAGCAAUGGAGCUGUGGUUUGAUAGGAGUUAA